UCACUGCUGCAGCUCCCGGCUAAAGCCUCAGGGCUCCCUGCCCCCCCCCCCCUAAACCAUCCAGUUUGGGAAGGGGAAGCUUCGCCCCAGCUGCUUUUCCCGUUGGGAAGCUGAAUAAACAGAGCUUUUCCUGCCCAAAUGGGGUUUAUCGGGAUCAGGCGCAUCCUGCCUGUGCUGCUGGGCGAUGCUCGGGGGCCUCUUUGGUGAUGGGGGGAUGUGGUGAUGUGCAGCAUUGUGCCUCAGUUUCCCCAUCUGUAAUGCUAAAGCGGGGGAUGCCCUGAGCUGGAAGUCAUUAGCUGGGAAAUGGGGGUAAGCAGGGAGGGAAUGGGAAGCCAGGGGACAUGGGAACACUCCCAAAAAGGGUUUGCAAAAGGAGAUCCUAUCGCAACCCCAUUUUUAACAGGAAAAGUGAGAUUUUUCUGUUGCCCACCGGGAGCUUAAUCCCAAAUGGGGGCAAAAAGAAGGAAUAAAGGGGAUUAAAAGGCCUACAAACAGGCAGGGCUUGGCCACAAGGGCCUGAAAAUGGGAGAUUUUGGCUGCUGCCUCACCGGGACCCUUUACCCUGUGUCCUCCCAGGCACGAGGCUGUUUAUUGCCGUGACGUGGGACGGGGACACUCGCUCCUUCUCCCUUUCCGGGAAGGCGAGGAGGGAGGCGGGCUGAGGCUGAAGGGCAGCAGGGCCUCCGGAGCUCCCAGUGUGCCCACAGGUUUUGCUCUCUCAUUUUGCCCUAAAACCAAACCCAGGUCCGUGCUUUUGGCGAUGCUGUCGGGGAAAGCGGAGAAGAGGAUGGUUUCAUCGGUCUUCAUCACCCUGGUGCCACCGCGGAGGGAGGUGGCCACCAAGGAGAAAACCCAAAGGGAGCUGCAGCCAGAUGGGGACAAGGUCCCAGGCACCCAUCACCCCUGGACCCCGCUGCCCUGGCCCCCGGCGUUGCCCAAUGGAGAAACCUGCCCAGCAGCCCCUCUGCCUUCAUCCCCAACGGUCCUUGUCCUCUCCGAAGCUCCCCAGCCCUUGUCUGCAGAGACACUGGUUCCAGCGCUGCAGCAACUGGACCUUGCAGCACCCACCACCCUCCAGGCCCCUUCUGCCCUCCCUGCCGAAUUGAGGCCACCCAAAUUCUGCCAGGAGCAAGCCGGCAAGCCGCAGCGGCGGGAUGCAGAAGGGUACCCAGAGAGGGACAGCUCCAGAGACAUCUGCGCCUUCUGCCACAAGGCACUGGGGCCGCGGGAGCCGACAGUGGAGGCCAUGGGGAAGCAGUACCACGCCGAGUGCUUCACCUGCAGGAUGUGCCCCCGGCUCCUGGCCGGGCAGCGCUACUACCAAAAGGAUGGGCGUCCCAUGUGCGACGCCUGCUACCAGGCCACACUGGAGAAAUGCGCCAAGUGCCAGGGGCUGAUCACGGAGCGCAUCGUCCGUGCCCUGGGCAAAGGCUUCCAUCCUGACUGCUUCUCCUGUGCUGCCUGCGGCCGGGCCAUCGGCACUGAGAGCUUCGCUGUGGACGAGCAGGAUGAGGUGUACUGCGUGGCCGACUUCUACAGGAAAUACGCUGCGGUCUGCAGCGCUUGUGAGCGCCCCAUCAUCCCCCACGAGGACAAGGACACCUACAAGAUUGAGUGCCUGGGACGCAGCUUCCACGAGAGCUGCUACUGCUGUGAGAGCUGCCGGACACCCCUGUCACCAGAGCUGACAGAGGAUGGGUGCUACCCCCUGGACAACCACCUCCUCUGCAAGUCCUGCCACAUCCGCUGGCGAAGCGAGUCGUCCUGCUAAAACCCCGUGGUUCAACCUCCAUCUUCCAGCACCGGACACCAAACGGGGUGCAUCCACUAGUG
Molecule: messenger RNA, 1833 nt
Organism: Pezoporus flaviventris
Lineage: Eukaryota; Metazoa; Chordata; Aves; Psittaciformes; Psittacidae
Gene: FBLIM1
Product: filamin binding LIM protein 1
Exons: 7
Coding region: 761-1771 (336 amino acids)
Biological process (GO): cell-cell adhesion
Cellular component (GO): stress fiber; focal adhesion
Molecular function (GO): filamin binding
Source: RefSeq, a predicted model, not a curated record